UUGCAGCGCCGGAUAGUAUAAUUAAACGGAUCGCGCGCGGUCACGCUGUUCCAUUCAACUCAUUUUUAAGGCAGCCACUAAAAAAUAUUGCCCCCGCGAGAAAAAUCAACAAAUUCGUGAGCUUUAACGAAAAUUAUUACUAAGGCAAUUGCAGAUUGAUUUUCAGCGCUUUUUGGCAGGAGGAACCUUGGACGGAGCAACAGCAAAAAGCCGCUUGACAGUUGUCUAGUAAUUACGCAAAAAUUCCGCCACUCACACAUUGACGCACGCCACCAACCCCCCCACCCACGAACGCAGCGACGUGCAGAAAGAAACGGAAAGUAAAGUAAAAAGAGACGAAAAAGAGCGCAAAAAUGACUUCCGACAUAGCCAUGCAACUGAUUGCCAUUUUGGAGAAGACGGUGUCGCCAGAUAAAAAUGAACUGCUUUCGGCGAAGAACUUCCUGGAGCAGGCUGCUGCCAGCAAUCUGCCCGAGUUUCUCAAGGCGCUGUCGGAGAUCCUGGUGAACACGACAAACAGCGCCGUUGCUCGCAUGGCAGCCGGUCUCCAGCUGAAGAACCACCUGACCAGCAAGGACGAGAAGAUCAGUCAACAGUAUGAGGAGCGCUGGCAUCAGUUCCCCACCGAGAUUCGCGAGCUCAUCAAAAAUAAUAUCCUGGCCGCUUUGGGUACCGAGAACACGCGACCCUCUUGCGCCGCCCAGUGUGUGGCGUAUGUGGCCGUAAUCGAGCUGCCGAUCAAUCGGUGGAACCUGCUUAUUCAGACGCUGGUCAACAAGGUGGUUAGCGAGGGGUCCAGUGAGAUGCACCGCGAGGCGGCCCUGGAGGCCAUAGGUUACAUCUGCCAGGAUAUUCGGCACGGGGUGAUGGAGAACCAGGCCAACGAUGUCCUCACCGCCAUUAUUCAUGGCAUGCGCAAGGUUGAACCAAGCAACCAUGUCCGAUUGGCGGCCACCACAGCGCUGCUCAAUUCACUGGAGUUUACCAAGUCGAACUUUGAGAAGGACAUCGAGCGCAACUUCAUCAUGGAGGUGGUGUGCGAGGCUACACAGUGCCAGGACACGCAGAUCUGUGUGGCGGCGUUGCAGUGCUUGGUCAAGAUUCUAACCCUGUACUAUCAGUUCAUGGAGCCCUACAUGGCGCAGGCUUUGUUCCCGAUCACUUUGGCGGCGAUGAAGUCGGACAACGAUGCUGUGGCUCUGCAGGGCAUAGAGUUCUGGUCGAACGUGUGCGACGAGGAGACCGAUCUCGCCAUCGAAAGCCAGGAGGCCACGGAUCAGGGCAGAGCCCCGCAGCGGGUUUCGAAGCACUAUGCUCGCGGCGCUCUGCAGUACCUAACGCCUGUGCUUGUCGAAAAGCUGACCAAGCAGGACGAGUGCGAUGACGAGGACUCAUGGAGCCCGUCCAAGGCCGCCUCCGUCUGCCUAAUGGUACUCGCCACCUGUUGCGAGGAUGAGAUUGUCCCGCAUGUCUUGCCCUUUAUCAAGGAGAACAUCGAGUCGCCAAACUGGCGCUUCCGCGACGCAGCGGUCAUGACCUUCGGAUCCGUGUUGAACGGACUAGAGACAAACACCCUCAAGCCGCUUGUGGAACAGGCUAUGCCCACGCUUAUCCGCUUGAUGUACGACAACAGCGUCAUUGUACGGGACACUACCGCCUGGACCUUUGGCCGUAUCUGCGACAUCAUUCCCGAGGCGGCCAUCAACAAGACAUAUCUGCAGACAUUGCUGGAGUGCUUUGUGAAGAGCUUAAAGUCGGAACCGCGAGUGGCCGCCAACGUCUGCUGGGCCUUCAUCGGUCUCUCGGACGCCGCAUACGAGGCAGCCGUGACCACCGAGGGCGAAACCCCGGAGACAUACGCACUGUCGCCGUUCUUUGAGUACAUCAUCACUCAGCUGCUGGUGACCACCGAUCGCUCGGACGGAGCUCAGGCCAAUUUGAGGGGAGCCGCCUACGAGGCACUCAUGGAUAUGAUAAAGAACUCGCCCUUGGAUUGCUACCUAGUGGUGCAGCGCACGACGCUUGUGAUAUUGGAGCGUUUGAACCAGGUGAUGCAGAUGGAGACGCAGAUCAAUAACCACAGCGAUCGGCAUCAGUUCAACGAUCUUCAAUCCCUGCUCUGCGCCACACUGCAGAGUGUGUUGAGGAAGGUCCACGAGCAGGAUGCCCCUCAGAUUUCUGAUGCCAUUAUGACCGCUUUGCUCACCAUGUUCAAUUCGAGCACUGGAAAGGCGGGUGGCGUACAAGAGGAUGCCUUCCUGGCCGUUUCAACUCUGGUGGAACUCCUGGGCGUUCAGUUUGCCAAGUACAUGCCCGCUUUCAAGGACUUUUUGAUCAUGGGCCUGAAGAAUCACCAGGAGUAUCAGGUAUGCUGCGCCUCUGUCGGCGUCACCGGUGAUAUAUUCCGUGCGGUUAAGGAUCAGAUGGUGCCCUACUGCGACGAGAUCAUGUCCGUGAUGUUGAACAAUUUGGCGGAACCGACUCUGCAUCGCAGCGUCAAGCCGCAGAUCCUGUCAGCUUUCGGCGACAUCGCCCUAAGCAUCGGCAGCCACUUCCUCAAGUAUCUUAGCGUGGUGCUGGAUAUGCUACGCGUAGCCUCCAAUCUCCAGAUUGAUGCCAACAACUAUGACAUGAAUGAAUACAUCAACGAGCUGCGCGAAAGCGUCCUCGAGGCCUACACGGGCAUCAUCCAAGGCUUGAAGGGCAUGGACCAGACCGCACAUCCCGACGUAAUGCACAUGGAGCCCCAUCUCGCUCACAUCAUCGGCUUUAUAAAGCGCAUCGCUCAAGAGGGCGACGUGUCUGAUUCGAUGAUGGCCAGCGCCGCCGGCUUUAUUGGAGAUUUGUGCACUUCGUUUGGAUCGCGUCUCUGUCCGAUGUUGGACGAUGCGAUCAUUACCCACUUUUUGGUCGAGGGCAAGCGAUCGAAGGGCCAGCGCACCAAAAUGUUGUGCACCUGGGCAGCUAAGGAGAUCAAGAAGAUCAACAACCAGGUUAUCGCGCAGUAAAUCAUAUGCUCUAGAGGUUAAUGUUUCCUCCCUCAUUUCCCCCCGAAAAAAUUGUGUGUUAUGCAGCCAAACUGUCCAGUCCGAAUUCUCUGAUAAGAAAAAGAAUCUAUCUACUAAGUUUGUUUGUCCGAUCUAUAUUGUUGCUGUGCAACGUUUAAAUGCUAAGACACAUUGUUUAUAAAACCCCAAACUAGUUGUAAGCUGGAACCCGAACCUCCAUUACGAUAUAAUAAUUUAAUUAUUAGUCAGUUGACACUACAGCGACUCCAAAAGCAGACUGCGCCCAUUGACUAAAACAUAACUUACUUUCCUCGCCACAACAGCAAAUAUGACAAUUAUUUAAGCGCUUCUCGAGGGCAGUCCUGUGUCUUUUGGAAUCGCCCUUGUUUCUGGCUAUUCUCAGCUCCGAUUUUAGGUAUUACCAAAAUAUUUUAGUUGAAAGUUGUUAAAAUUUUGUCAAGUUUACUUUUUAAGUGUAAAAAUCGGUGGAACAAAAGUUAUGAUUAAAUAUGCUGCGUUGCAACUCCAUGGAAACAUUAACUGGUAGCAGCUAACUGCCCAGCACUUUAAUUUUUAAGAAAUAUUUUAUGUAAAUCCCACAAUCCUAACUACCCAUAAUCAGAAAAAAAGAAAAGAAAACUCCAAAAUAGCAUGAAUGAUGUGUGCUUUGUGAUCGUUUGAGCUGAAUGUGAUGAGCUGAGAGAGCGAGUAUGUACUAUUAUUAACUGUAAGUCUGAAGAGUAACUGUUGUCCGACACCUAAUGCCUAUAUACUUAUAGUGUGAAUCUGUGAUGGAUGCUUGGAAGGAACUGUAAAGGUCUUGUGAUUGAGAAAAAUAAACCUACGAAAAUUAUGAUGUAUGAAAAUGGAUGAAUACGACUUCAUUUUCCUUUGGCGCGCGUGUGUUGACGUGUGUUGUGUGAUAUUAUGAAUUAAGCCCAAGAAACGAAUGGUUCUAGAAACGUAAGCAAAUCAAAAAGAUUUUAAACGGAUUUCAAUAUAAAUUUACACAAGAAACGAAACUAAAUGUAACUCACUCAAAGACGACUGAAAAAAAAAGAAACAAAAAAUGAAAACUUAGCAACAAAAAACCAAUUACGAAAUGACUUAGGGACGUACAAAGGCAAGGGCGUGGGGUGGAGCUAUGAAUUUGAAAUUGUGCCCCAAAGUUUGCUGUUACUUUUUCCAAAAUGGCAUACUUUCAGACACAUUUUUAAUGAGAAUAUACACAUACCCGGCUAUAAAUCCUGUAUACCUUCCACGCUCGUGCCCACAAGCAACACCACAAAAAGAAUGAAAGUAACUUUAAUUUUUUUUUACAACUAUUUAGUGUGCUCUCUCAUUAAUUCCAACCAAUGACGCUUAAGUUUUGCUUCUCAUUUUAUGUUAUUUUUGUAAUAUUAAUGGAACAACGAGAAAACACAAAAACAAAAAACAACAACCAAGCAACUACCUGCAGCACACAUAAAAAACAUGUAUAAUUAAUAUAUAAAUGUAUAAAUUAGGUAAACGAAACAUACUAAAGUUAAAACUAAUAACGGACCAGGGUAUACAACAAAAACAAAACAUAUACAUGCUUUAUUGUUUACAUAAGGAUGUAGAACGCGCAUAAAGACAAGACAGGACACUUGGACACUUACUUCAAGGACGACGCACACUCUUUUUUACUCCUUUGUCAUAACAUAACCGGAACUACCUUACAAAAAAGACGCGACUGUGAACGAAAAAAAGAAAUAGAAUAUACAAAAUGAAGUCGGAAACUAACCGUUUAAAAUCUUUUCAAAACAUUUCAUUUACAUUAAGAGCAAGUGAAACCAGUGUGAACUACUUUAGAUUUAAGCGCAUCUCUAAUAUUAAAAUAAAAAAGAUAAUUUAAACAAAAUAAUUUAAGAACUCCUUAAACAAAGUUUGAUCCGAAUAUUCAACCUUUCUUUAAUGAAUUCUAAUAGCUCAACAAGUUGUCAUUUCAAAAGAAAUCUAAUAAUUGGUAAUAUGUUUUUCGUUUUGAAAUAAAUGAAACAUCGCACAGCCGUCCAAACGAAAGAAAAAUAAAUGUUAAAUUGAUUAACCAGAUUUCAACAUAUCAAAAAUUUGAGUUUUGAAAUGGCAACUUUGAAGAACACAACUUGUAUUGCCAAAAUUAAUUAGAAUAAUAUCAAUAAUAGCGCUAAGAAUGAUUGGAUGCGGAUGUGGAAGUACAUAAUGUCUACUUGCCGCUUGAAUGCUUGGUGACUCUUUGAAUCUGUGGAAGAUCGAAAGCUGAGCAACGCCCAAAAAGAAGCUUGAACGUUUAUGGCUGUGGUAUGCGAAACGUGUGUUGAUUGAGUAUGAAGCUUGGUGCUGAUCAUUAUGAUAAUGAUGCUUGUGCGUUGAAUGAUGAUGAUGGAAUAUGUGAUGAUUGACAUUGAUGGUUGUUAAAAGCAAGAAAAAUUGAGUGGCUGAUGUAUCUGUAUCUAGAAGAAAUCACCAAGAAGAUAACUUAGCACAAAUUUCUACCCCUUUUACAUACAUACUAACAUAUGCCUACCUUUACGAUCUGUAUGAGCGUGCUUGUAACGUGACUGAGUAUAAACCUGUAUGUUAUCAUUCCAAAAACAAAUAUCGAAAAUCAUUAAAACCGACAACAACAACUGUGUUUGUUACAUCUAGUUGUUAAGAGAUGAGUUCAUGUCAUUAGGUUAAGCUAAGGGCAAUAGGUGGAAAAGCAAGCCCAAGCACGAGGUGGAGUGUCCCCUUUUUGGGUGCGCCACAGCUGGAGUGUUUUCAGUGUCGGGCUUGCCUUUUAACCAUUCCCUUGUGUGUGCAAGUGGUCGUCGUCGUCGUCUGUUCUAAGCUAAACAAUCGAUAAAUAAACUUAAAACGCAACUG
Drosophila kikkawai is the source of this 5876-nucleotide messenger RNA. RefSeq names its product Importin subunit beta Fs(2)Ket (gene Fs(2)Ket). Gene Ontology annotation, cellular component: cytoplasm; nucleus. Lineage: Eukaryota; Metazoa; Arthropoda; Insecta; Diptera; Drosophilidae. Gene Ontology annotation, molecular function: small GTPase binding; nuclear import signal receptor activity. Gene Ontology annotation, biological process: protein import into nucleus. The record is from RefSeq and is a predicted model, not a curated record.